CAAUCUCUUCCCAUUAUCUUAUCAAACCAACGGUGGGCGAACGCAGUGCUCUGGCAUUGGAGCGAACCGCAACCAUGAACGGUACACCAAACAGCCCAGUAUCACAGGCGUUGAGUGCGAGUGACACAAAGUCUGAGCAUAAUGUUUCUGGACUGCGGCGUGUCAGAGGUAGUAUACCAUGGCAGCUUUGGAUCGUUGCUAUCAUUGGAUUCUGGGAGAGGGCAGCUUUCUGGGGACUCACAGCCCCCUGGCAAAACUACAUGGAACAUCCCCGGCAUCACGAUAUGGAGCAUACCCCUGGUGCGCUUAAUCUUGGCCAGACAACAGCAACACGCAUUUACUGUGGAUUUUUCAUAGUCUACUUCACAAGUCCCGUGUUCAUAGCGCCGUUGGCAGACAAUCAUCUGGGCCAAUACAAAACUUUGCUGAUCAGCUUGACAGUAUAUGCCCUGGGAUGCCUUGCACUGGUCGUCAGCUCGCUACCCUCCAUGCUUGACCGAGGUGCGGGUCUGCCUGGUUUGAUCAUUGCAAUGGUCCUGAUAGCCCUUGGUGGGGGUGGUACCCAGGCCAUCAUGAGGUCUUUCAUCGCCAACCAGUACACAGAUAGAGCUCCUCGGGAAAUGACGCUUUGCGGAACGCAGAACCGCUUGCUUAGAUGGCUGAGGAGACACGUGGCGCGAACAUGUCUUUCGAAGUACUUACCAGCAUCGUCGAAAGGCGAACGGGUCGUCGUUGACAGCGCAAUCACUCUCAAGUUCAUUUACAAUCUAUACUUCUGGAUUGGUAACAUAGGAGCUUUGUCGGCAUUUCCAUGUGUCUACAUUGAGAGGCACCAUGACUUCGCUCCUUCGUAUGCGCUGGGUCUUGGCUGUAUCAUCAUCGCCCUUGGGAUGCUGGUCUUCGCAAGGAAGUAUAUCACAGUCAAUCCACCUCAGGAGGCAGAUGUCAUUGUACCCGCUGCGAAAGUUCUCAGCUGCGCCGUGCGCAACGGGUGCCGGAUGGACCGCGCAGACCCUUCGUACCAGCGCAUGGAGAAAUUCAAGGAGGUUCCAUGGAGUAGCCAGUUUGUCGAUGAGCUGACACGUGUGUUAGGCGCUUGUCGCGUGCUCCUGGCAUUCAUCGUCUUCUACAUCUGCUUCGACCAAAUGCAGAACAACUUAAUUUCUCAAGCGAGCGAUAUGGAGACUGGUAGUACACCCAACGAUGUUCUGCCCGGCAUGAAUCAAGUGGCUUGCAUUAUAGUCAGUCCGUUUGUGGAGUACGUCCUCAACCCCAUUCUGGCCAAGCGGCGCAUAUAUCUGAAGCCAGUCACUCGCAUUGCCAUUGGCUUUUGCUUCGUCGUACUCUCGAUGCUGCACGCAACUCUAGUGCAGCAUUAUAUCUACACAUCCCCGCCCUGCUUCGACCGCCUAACAGACUGCGGAGACCGCCAAUCUGUCGCACAAGACCGGCCUAAUGUCUGGGUACAAGCGCCGCUUUAUUUUCUUAUCGCGACGGGCGAGGUUUUCGCCAUGACGACAGCCAUGGAAUACGCAGAGAAGCACGCGCUCAAGGAGAUGAAAGUUCUCGUACAGGCUAUCAACAUGCUCAUCACGGGUAUAGGCUCUGCUAUCGCGCUAGUCAUCGCGGAAGGGGCGCGGGAUCCAUACCUCACUCGAUUCUACGGCAGUCUUGCAGGAGCCAUGGCCCUCACAACCAUCAUUUUUUACGUCAUGUUCCGCAACAAAGACAAUGACAACGUUGCCUCAUCGCUACAUGGUCCCACAGACGUGGAAAAGGGAAAGAGAGACGUCACCUCUACACCAACCUUGACAGCUUCGCCGUUUCGAUCACGCGAAUCCUACCUGAGCGUUCCUACCACGGGUAGAGACAAGGGCAUUGAGUUAAGAGUUAUUCCACCUUGCCGACUACGACAAUAAGUGAGCGACAAAUUACCACUGUACCAUAAUCAGGCGACGAAGCAUACAUUGCCCAAAAAUUGCGUAUUGGGUAGCACUAAGUAACGCGACGUGUCGUUACGAUUGUAUAUAAGUAAGUACAGUGGUGGCUCGGAUGAGGAUACAAGCAUAGCAAAUAUGCGAUGAGGAUGUUGCUGUGGAACGCCAGCCAAGGUUGGAUUCCAGGCAACCAUUGCGUCCCUAAGAUUACAUGAAGCCAUUGACAUGGACAUCUUUGCUUUGCUUACACUCGGCGGCUCAAUGGGUCAGGCACGGAAUAACGGCAUCGGCUGUGUAGUCUAAAGGAUGUCUGUUCUGAUCUUACGCGGUUCGUUUGAAUGUGCCUAUCUGCCGUUUAGAAUGAAG
Molecule: messenger RNA, 2303 nt
Organism: Alternaria rosae
Lineage: Eukaryota; Fungi; Ascomycota; Dothideomycetes; Pleosporales; Pleosporaceae
Exons: 7
Coding region: 75-1919 (614 amino acids)
Biological process (GO): transmembrane transport
Cellular component (GO): fungal-type vacuole; plasma membrane
Molecular function (GO): tripeptide transmembrane transporter activity; dipeptide transmembrane transporter activity
Source: RefSeq, a predicted model, not a curated record